UAAUCAUUUUGCGCAUAUGCGGAAGUGAGUAUUGCAGUCAUGCCGUCUCUGGAAGAACCAAAGAGUUUUAGCUGGGCUGAACAGGUGGAACAGGGCGAAGAUGGUGCCCUCCCACCUUCUUCGGAAGACAUUGACGAAGCAAAGGGGAUAAAAGUGAUCGUAGAUUUUAGAUUCAAUGAUGAAGGAAAGAUGGUCAAGACAGUGAAGACCUAUAAAAUCGAGCACAGACGAGCUCCAAAGACUGUUGCCAAGAGGAAAAAUUGGCGGAAGUUUGGGGAAGCAGAGAAUGACCCUCCUGGUCCAAAUUCGGCCAACACCAUUGUCCAAGUUGAAGAGAUCCCAAUGGCGUUUGUCCACAAUGAAGAGGAGCAGUCAGAACAGGUGGAGGACCCUCUGAAUAAAUUGAAAACCCAGAAGUUGGUGUCUUGUCGUAUCUGUAAGGGAGAGCAUUGGACCACAAAGUGUCCAUACAAAGACACCCUUGGACCACUUCAGGAAAAACUCCAGGAUGACAAGCCAGCAACUGCAGAUGGGGCAGCACCACCAGGUGGCCCCGGAGCGGCCACAGCUGCCGGAUCAGCAGCUGGGAUGGGAUCGACAGCAGGUGGCAAAUAUGUGCCACCAAGUUUAAGGGACGGAGCAAAAAGGGGAGCUGGAGAGACCAUGCAGAGUAAAAGAGAUGAGUCAGCCACCAUUCGAGUGACAAACCUUUCGGAAGAUACGAGGGAAUCUGAUCUUCAGGAAUUGUUCCGACCAUUCGGUCCUAUACAGAGAAUUUACUUGGCAAAGGAUAAGAACACAGGCCAGUCUAAGGGUUUUGCAUUUAUCAACUUCCACCGUCGGGAAGAUGCAGCCAGGGCUAUCACAGGUGUCUCAGGCUUCGGAUACGAUCACUUGAUUCUUAACGUAGAAUGGGCCAAACCAUCUGGCACAAGUUAGACUUCGGGAGAAGAAACGACUUUAAGACAACUUUCCAAGGUCAUCGUUGGAAAUUGAGGGCUAUGUAUCGACGAGACAAUAAAUUAUAUAACUGGA
Messenger RNA from Mizuhopecten yessoensis (Yesso scallop), 1035 nucleotides. Its product is annotated as eukaryotic translation initiation factor 3 subunit G-like. Gene Ontology annotation, molecular function: RNA binding; translation initiation factor activity. Gene Ontology annotation, cellular component: cytoplasm; eukaryotic translation initiation factor 3 complex. Lineage: Eukaryota; Metazoa; Mollusca; Bivalvia; Pectinida; Pectinidae. The record is from RefSeq and is a predicted model, not a curated record. The transcript is spliced from 9 exons. Bases 40 to 939 code for a protein of 299 amino acids.